CCGUCCGGCAUGAGGGGUUGGGGUGUUGCUGUCACCUCCUGCUCGCUCAAGCACCAUGGAACGCCUGCGGAGCCUGAGCCGGCUCCUGCCCCGGCGCACGCUGUGCGCUCUGGCCCAGGGCCUGACGCCUGGGGCGCGCCCAGUUGCCGCCUGCGGCCGCGCGGCCCACAUCCUCGGGCGGAGCCGGGCCGCGCCGCUGUGCGGGCCCCGCCGGCCCCCAGUGGCAGGUGAAAUGCACCGGUUUAGAACUUCUGAUGUCUCUCAAGCCACUUUAGCCAGCGUAGCCCCGGUGUUUACUGUGACAAAAUUUGACAAAGAUGGAAACGUUACUUCUUUUGAAAAGAAGAAAACUGACUUAUAUCAAGAAUUAGGUCUUCAAGCCAGAGAUUUGAGGUUUCAGCAUGUGAUGAGCAUCACAACAAGAAACAAUAGAAUUAUCAUGAGAAUGGAGUAUUUGAAAGCUGUGAUAACUCCAGAGUGUCUUCUGAUACUAGAUUAUCGGAAUUUAAAUUUAGAGCAAUGGCUAUUCCGGGAACUCCCCUCACAGUUGGCUGGAGAAGGACAACUUGUCACAUACCCUUUACCUUUUGAGUUCAGGGCUAUAGAAGCACUCCUACAAUAUUGGAUCAGCACUCUUCAGGGGAAACUUAGCGUUUUGCAACCACUGAUCCUUGAGACAUUGGAAGCUUUAGUGGAUCCCAAACAUUCCUCUGUAGACAGAAGCAAACUGCACAUCUUGCUACAAAAUGGCAAAAGUCUGUCAGAGUUGGAAACCGAUAUCAAAAUUUUCAAAGAGUCCAUUUUGGAGAUCUUGGAUGAAGAAGAGAGGCUGGAGGAGCUCUGUCUAACAAAGUGGAGUGACCCACAAGUCUUUGAAAAGAGCAGUGCAGGAAUCGACCAUGCAGAAGAGAUGGAAUUGCUGUUGGAAAACUACUACCGAUUAGCUGAGGAUCUUUCCAAUGCAGCUCGGGAACUCAGGGCACUGAUUGAUGAUUCACAGAGUAUCAUAUUCAUCAAUCUGGACAGCCACCGUAAUGUGAUGAUGAGGCUGAACCUGCAGUUGACCAUGGGAACCUUCUCUCUUUCACUCUUUGGACUAAUGGGAGUUGCUUUUGGGAUGAAUCUAGAAUCUUCUCUUGAAGAGGACCAUAGGGUGUUUUGGCUGAUUACAGGAAUUAUGUUUAUGGGAAGUGGCCUCAUCUGGAGGCGUCUGCUGUCAUUCCUCGGACGACAGCUCGAAGCUCCUUUGCCUCCUGUGAUGGCCUCUUUACCCAAAAAAACCCUUCAGGCAGACAGAAGCAUGGAAAUGAAACACAGCUUCCGGCCAGAUGGACCCGGAUCAAGCAGGAGUGUCCUGACAACCCGGUAGAGACUGGACUAUUUUUUUAUAGUAGUCACGAGAAACUUCUGAUACCUUUAUUUUCUUUUAUAGAAUCAGAGACUUGAAAAAAAUCACUGAUACUUAAAUUAUAAUGUCUGAUAAAAAUAUUAGGGCACUCACAGUACUGGAACUUAAUUGCAAAGUACUUGCUUUGUAAAAGGCCAAAAUUCUAUCUUCCACAAACUGAAAAGGCUGUUUUUAGAGACAUGAUGUGAGGCAUGGAGAGACUGAUUUAUACAUAUCCAAAAAGUACAGCCUCACGCCAAGCAAAGCCUGAAAACUUGAUGAACCCGUGUGAUGAGACCAGGUAGCAGCUCUUAGGAAGUUCCCAAGAACAAGAUUCCCUGUGCUGACUCUCAGGUGACUGGAAAGGUAGGAAAAUCUAUAUUAACCUCAAAACACACUUGGAAAGUUUGUGCUUUAAAUCACUUUUCUUGAAUUUGCCUCCUUUUUAUAUAAGGCAAAUAAAAAUGAAACGAUUGAACAUCAGCUUACAUGGAUUCCAUUUAAUCAAGAUUUCACUUUCUUGAACCCUGGAACUGUUUUUCUUUGCUUGGAUAUAACAAAGCCUUUAGAAAUAGUGUCAAAAGAAACUAUUUCCCUUCUGUUACUUGGUCGUUCCCAGACUUUAGACAGAGGGGUCACCUCGACCACCCCCGAAAAAAAGCGUAUAUAGCCACCGAUGGGCUUCCUAAAACCAAAAGGUGGAUAAACUUCAGAAUUUUGUCUACAGUCAGGUUGGGAUUCAAAACUGUGGCUAUUUGUAAGUCUCAAAAUUGCUAUCCUACUUCCCAUCUUAACUACCAUUUUUAUAUUUUAUGGAGGUUAGUUAUGCAGAACAUUAUAGCUUUCCUUCCCUUCAAAAGUGACAUGGAAGAUUCCAGAGAGUCCAGAGCAGCUCUUGUACUCCAAAGAACAAAUAUGCCAGUGAUGUUGGGGUCACCUGAUACAAUAGGAUGUCAUAUGGGGAAGUUUAGGAGUCCGUUUACCAAGUGGUUUGGUGAUAGCUCCUGGAACAGCAUUUUUAUUCCUAAUUUGAAAGAAAACGGAUGAAGUUGUCAAUUUUCCCCACUCCCAGGUGUGGUUACAGGAGGCCUUCAAAGGUGGAAGAUAGAAUGGCAGGAGCUGUGGCCUGAGCUCAGGGCCAAGUGGCCCCCAAGUACGCUCUGUGGUGUGGGUGUUGGAACAUGGAUAGACGUGGCUCUCUAGUGUCCUAAAUCUGUGUGGUGGUUUUCAAGACAAAGUCUCUCUGAUAAUCCUUAGAUUUCACAGGACACUCUUUGGCCCACCUCAGAGCACCUGCUGCUGGUCUUGUGCUAUCACUGUAAAGUAGGUUAUAAACAUUAACUGUGACAGGGGAAGAAUUGAAAGCCCAGAGGACUUUGAUUUGACUGAGAUCAGACAAUUGAAUUUUGGCCUUUUUCCUCUUGGUGUGACUUAGUUUGCAGACUUGGGUAAAAUAAUUUUUUUGAUGAGUCCCAUCUCGUCAAUAAAAGGGAAAUGGCAAUUACCUCCUUAGUCUGCAGAGAAGUCACUGAUGGUUUAUCAGGUUCUCUAAGGUGCUCACAUCAAGGAGGAUUUCAAAAAUGUCAGCUAGCUCUGCUUAGCGGACAGUAAGUAAUAAGAUGGCCUACACUGAAAAUUACAAAGUUCAGUGGUUUUAAAUUUUGAAACAGACUGAGCACAUAAACUUCUGUAAAUAAAACGGUAAUACCAAAUACUUGGUUACGUAAGCAAGCAGUCUUAUCGCCUGUUUAACAAGUUCAAGGAACAAUAUUCUUCAGACUGUCCAUUUUUGGAAGGCAGAAAAUAGCAUCCUAAAAUGACAUCUGAACACUCGCUUUAUUCUUGAUAAACCGAUUGUGAUGAAUAACCACUAAAUAAAAAGAUAGUGGGGAGUCAUUCUAAGAGUUGUACACAGCUUUAUUUUUUGGAAUUGCAAUGUUAAACGCACUUUAAGUGGUACCUGUGGAGGUGGGCUAGUGGAUGGUGCCUGGACUGGGGCAUUCAGAGAUCUGAGUUUAUUCUAAGACCCACUUCAUAUCUUUCUAGAUCUGCAGUACAAAGGCAUAAAACCAUUCUGAUCUCGAAGCAAGUUGUUACAUAUACAUAGAAAAACAGACCACAAGUAUGUACAUGUUUUGAUAUCUUGAAAUAAAGGUAACUGAGUUAAA
Messenger RNA from Lynx canadensis (Canada lynx), 3555 nucleotides. RefSeq names its product magnesium transporter MRS2 (gene MRS2). Gene Ontology annotation, biological process: mitochondrial magnesium ion transmembrane transport. Gene Ontology annotation, molecular function: magnesium ion transmembrane transporter activity. Lineage: Eukaryota; Metazoa; Chordata; Mammalia; Carnivora; Felidae. Gene Ontology annotation, cellular component: mitochondrial inner membrane. The record is from RefSeq and is a predicted model, not a curated record. The transcript has 11 exons. Bases 56 to 1369 code for a protein of 437 amino acids.